UCUAUCUAUGGUUUUAAUUUUAAUGUAUGACUACAAGUGUCAUGACUGACAGUGACAGUUUAUAACAGCAACUACUUUGGCAAACAUUGUACAAUUGUACCAUUGUAUGCGAUUAAGCAAUUUACUUACAAUGUUUUUUGAAAAACCUAUAGCAAACGUAAGAUGGACUUAAACCCGUCUUUUUGGGCUGGUUUGGGAUGCGGUCUCUGUAUUGGGUUAUCCGUAUUUGUACUAAAGAAGUACUUUGGUUCUGCAGGUUCUGUUGCUAAUACCGCGAAAGCUAUAAAAAAGUUUGCAUCAAAUAAUGAAUAUAAACUUGUAUUAGUUGUAAGAACAGAUCUGAAUAUGAGUAAAGGUAAAAUUGCCGCACAAUGUGGUCAUGCUGCUGUGGGAGCAUUUGAAAAGGCUCAGAGGAAGGAUCCAGAGGGAUUAAAAUUGUGGCAGUUUACUGGUCAAGCUAAAAUAGCUCUUAAAACUGACUCUGUAGAUGAAAUUAAGCAAAUAGCUGAUAAUGCUAAGAAGAUGGGAUUGAUCACAUCUCUUAUUAGGGACGCUGGUAGAACACAGAUAGCACCAAACUCUAUUACAGUGCUGGGUGUAGGACCAGCACCAAAAGAUAUUGUUGAUAAAGUGACAGGACAUUUAAAACUGUUGUAAUAAAUAUAAACCUAAAAUAAUA
Galleria mellonella (greater wax moth) is the source of this 679-nucleotide messenger RNA. Its product is annotated as peptidyl-tRNA hydrolase 2, mitochondrial-like. The record is from RefSeq and is a predicted model, not a curated record. Bases 163 to 657 code for a protein of 164 amino acids. The transcript has 3 exons. Lineage: Eukaryota; Metazoa; Arthropoda; Insecta; Lepidoptera; Pyralidae. Gene Ontology annotation, cellular component: mitochondrion; cytosol. Gene Ontology annotation, molecular function: peptidyl-tRNA hydrolase activity.